AUGCAAGAGUAUAGAGCAAGAAUUUCUUCUUCUUCUUUUUCCGUUUCUUUCUUCUUCUUCUUCUUCUGUUUCUUUCUUUUUUUUUUUCUUCUUCUUCUUCUUCUUCUUCUUUCUUUUUUCUCUUUCUUUCUAUUCUUUACUAGCAAUUCAUUUCUUUCUCCGUUUUUGUUCUCGUCUUCUUUCUUUUCGUUCUACAUUUUUUCCUACUUAUCCGAGAUGUCAUAUUCUCCGCGUUCCUUCAUCACGUCUUCCUCUUUUCAUUUUGUCUUCUCCUCUAUUUUCUUGGAUUUAGCCAUUUCCUUCUCCUUUUCUUGUUACUCUUCCUUCCCUUCUUCUUUUUUUUCAUUCUUCUUUUUUUUACUUUUUGCUGAGAUAACUUCUCUAUUUUCCUUCAUCACUUCUUCCUCCUUUCAUUUUGUCUUCUCUUCUUCUUUCUUGCCUUUAUCCAAUUCUCUCUCCUUUUCGUAUAUUAAUUUCUUUCUACUUUUGUGUUGCUCUUUGGUCUCUUCUUUUUCCUUUUCUUUCUUCUUUUUUCGUUUUUUUUUUUUUUCUGAAAUAUCAACUUCUAUACUUUCCUUCAUCACGUCUUCCUCCCUUCAUUUUGUCUUGUCCUCAUCUUUCUUACCUUUAUCUAAUUCUUUCUUUUUUUGUUUCUCUUUGUUUUCUUCUUCUUUUUUUUUCAUUCUUCUUUUUUUUCCUUCAUUGUUGAGAUAUCAACUCCUCUACUUUCCUUCAACACCUCUUCCUCCCUUCAUUUUGUCUUGUCCUCCAUUUUUUUUACCUUUAUCCAUUUCUUUCUCCUCUUCGUGUUUUUCGUUGGUGUCUUCUUCUUUGUCUUUCUUCUUUUAUCCUUCUUUGCUGAGAUAUCCACUUUUCUUCUUUCUUGUAUUUAUCAAUUUCUUUCUCCUCCUUCGCGUUUCUCUUUGGCCUCCAUUUCGUUUGCCGUUUCGUGUUUGCCUUUGGUCUCUUCUUUCAUUUCAUUCUCCUUUUUUUCUUUCUUUACUGAGACAUCAACUUCUCUACUUUCCUUCAUCACGUCUUCCUCCCUUCAUUUUGUUUGUUCUCUUUUUUUUUACCUUUAUCCAUUUCUUUCUCCUCUUCGUGUUUUUCGUUGGUGUCUUCUUCUUUGUCUUUCUUCUUUUAUCCUUCCUUGCUGAGAUAUCAACUUUUCUAAUUUUCUUCAUCAUGUCUUCCUCCCUCCAUUUUGUCUUCUCCUCUUCUUACUUGUCUUUGUUCACUUCUUUCUCCUUUUCGGGUUUUUCUUUGGUCUAUAUCAACUUCUCUACUUUCCAUCAUCACGUCAUCCUCUCUUCAUGUUGUCUUCUCUUCUUUCUAGCCUUUAUCCAAUUCUUUCUCCUUUUCGUAUUUGUCUCUGGCCUCUUCUUUCUUUUCUUUCUUCUUUUUCUCUUCUUUACUGAGACAUCAACUUCUCUACUUUCCUUCAUCACGUCUUGCUUCCUUCAUUUUAUCUUCUGCUCUUCUUUCUGGCCUUUAUUCAUUUCUUUCUCCUUUUCGUGUCUCUGUUUUGUCUCUUCUUUCUUUUUCUUCUUCUUUUUUCCCUUCCUUUCUGAGAUAUCAAUUUGUCUACUUUCCUUCAACACAUCUUCAUCCUUUCAUUUUGUCUUCUCCUCUUCUUGCAUUUAUCCUUUUCUUUCUCUUUUUCGUCUUUCACUUUGGUCUCUUCUUCUUUCUUUUCUUCUUUCUUUUCUUCUUUUUCCCUUCUUUGCUGAGAUAUCAACUUCUCUACUUUAUUUUUUUACCGCCAUUAUUAAUAAAUAUACCUUCUUCUUCUUCUUCUUCUUCUUCUUCUUCUUCUUCUUCUUCUUCUUCUUCUUCUUCUUCUUCCGAACUCUUUAUUCUUUUAAGACUCUCUUCUUCUUCUUCUUCUUCUUCUUCUUCUAG
Messenger RNA from Acanthosepion pharaonis, 1902 nucleotides. NCBI's taxonomy places the organism in Eukaryota, Metazoa, Mollusca, Cephalopoda, Sepiida, Sepiidae. The record is from the annotation of a GenBank genome assembly.